AUGUUUCCUCUGGACUCGCCUUGGAACAUCUCUUUUGCGGGAUGCGGGUUCCUCGGGAUCUACCACGUUGGAGUCGCCAGCUGUUUACAGGAGCAUGCGCCUUUCCUCGUUCAAAACGCCCGGCACAUCUAUGGGGCAUCUGCAGGGGCUCUAACCGCCACGGCCCUGGUCACUGGGGUCUGCCUUGGGGAGACUGGUGCAGGUAUCAUUGGUGUUGCAAAAGAAGCCAGGAAGCGAUUUCUGGGACCUAUGCAUCCUUCUUUUAAUCUGGUGAAAAUCAUGCGCCACAUGCUCCAUCGGACACUGCCAGCUGAAGGGCACCUCUGGGCGACGGGACGGCUGGGGAUCUCUCUGACCCGGGUGACUGAUGGAGAAAAUGUCCUGGUGUCGCAGUUUAACACAAAGGAGGAGCUGGUGCAGGCGAUUGUUUGCAGUGCUUACAUUCCAGUUUAUUGUGGGCUAAUUCCCCCUUCACUGCGAGGAGUGAGAUAUGUUGAUGGAGGCAUCUCAGACAACUUGCCGCAGUAUGAGCUGAAAAAUACUAUUACCGUUUCGCCGUUUUGUGGAGAAAGUGACAUUUGCCCAAGAGACAGUUCAACCAACAUCCAUGAGCUCCGAUUCACAAACACCAGCAUUCAGUUCACCCUGGGGAACCUUUACCGAGUCUCCAAAGCUCUUUUCCCUCCGGAGCCUAAGGCAAUGAAAGCCAUGUGUAAACAAGGCUAUAAAGAUGCACUGCACUUUUUAAAGAGAAAUGGUUUACUGCAUCUAAAUGAUCCACUGUCAAUGCCUCACAACGAAGAAGAUCACAUGAUUCAGAGAAAUGAUGUCGUGAUGGAAAGGCCAGAUGAUGACGAGCCAGCGGACAUGGAGGACCUUUUAAAAGAUCUUCCUCCUGCUCUUCAUAAUGCUCUGAUUGAAGCGUGUACUGAGCGCAGGAGCCUCACACAGUCCAUCAGAAACCUGCUCCCAGUCAGAAUGGCCUCCACACUGAUGCUUCCGUAUACUCUCCCCCUAGAGUCCGCUAUGUCUCUAACUCUCAGAAUGUUGGAGUGGCUUCCAGAUGUGUACGAAGAUGUCGGCUGGAUGCAGGAACAGAUACUGACGAUGAUUCAGCACAUUCUGCGUCAGGCCUCACAAAACCUUACACAGCAUGUUUCUGCGCGGUUUUCCUGUGAAGUGCAGCUGUACCACCACCCGUCCUCCGCUCAGAUGGGCUCUCCCGGCCUGCUGCCUACCUGGGUGACCGACGGCAGCUCUGCGGUGCUCGGUGCCUUCAUGCAGCUGGACUACUACAAGAGGCAGCUGUUGUCUGGAGCUCUGCGGUUCAACAUGGAAAUGCAAGGCUCUGUCAAAAGCACACGUCUGUACCCCGACCGGACUAUGUCUUGUCCUGCCCUUUUCUCGGAGGAGUUUACUGGCCUUCAACCUUCUCUCAUGACGUAA
Molecule: messenger RNA, 1446 nt
Organism: Knipowitschia caucasica
Lineage: Eukaryota; Metazoa; Chordata; Actinopteri; Gobiiformes; Gobiidae
Source: the annotation of a GenBank genome assembly